Messenger RNA from Penicillium paradoxum, 7014 nucleotides. Its product is annotated as type I polyketide synthase. The transcript has 9 exons. The record is from RefSeq and is a predicted model, not a curated record. Gene Ontology annotation, molecular function: fatty acid synthase activity; phosphopantetheine binding; 3-oxoacyl-[acyl-carrier-protein] synthase activity. Gene Ontology annotation, biological process: fatty acid biosynthetic process; secondary metabolite biosynthetic process. Bases 1 to 7014 code for a protein of 2337 amino acids. NCBI's taxonomy places the organism in Eukaryota, Fungi, Ascomycota, Eurotiomycetes, Eurotiales, Aspergillaceae.
AUGGAAGGAAUCGCGGUAAUUGGCAUGGGCUGUCGGUUUUCCGGAGGGGCGACCUCCGUGGAGAACUUCUGGCAGAUGCUAUGCGACGGACGCACUGGGCAUGGCACUGUUCCCAAGAGCCGAUAUCAAGCUUCGGCUUGGCAUCAUCCCAGCCAUGAGCGCAAAGGAGCAAUCAAUCAUGAUAGUGGAUUUUUCCUGCAAGAGGAUCCGUCGCGAUUCGAUGCGCCUUUCUUCUCUAUAACUGCCAAAGAGGCGGAGGGGAUGGAUCCAGCACAGCGCUUGUUGCUUGAAGUUGCAUACGAAACAUUUGAGAACGGCGGAAUCCCAAUAGAUACGCUUCCAGGGAGCAACACGGCAGUCUACUCCGGUUCAAUGACCAAUGAUUAUGAGCUAUUAUCGACAAGAGAUAUUUACGACAUGCCUCACAACUCGGCGACUGGUAACGGAAGGACGAUGCUGGCGAAUCGCCUGUCUUGGUUCUUCGAUCUCCAAGGACCAAGCAUCAUGAUGGAUACUGCGUGUUCCUCAAGUUUGACUGCAGUACAUCUAGCAGCUCAAUCCUUGCGAUCUGGAGAGUGUGGUAUGGCCCUGGUCACUGGAGCCAGUCUUAUCCUACAUCCUAAUUUCACCCAAAGACUUUCCUAUAUGCACAUGAUGAGCGCAGACGGGAUAAGCCACUCAUUUGAUGAAUCUGCAAAUGGAUAUGGCCGAGGAGAGGGCAUCGGAGCUGUUCUUUUGAAACCUCUCAGCGCUGCAUUGGCCGAUGGAGAUAAUAUUCGAGCCGUGAUUCGUGGUACGGGCAUAAAUCAAGAUGGCCGCACUCCUGGAAUUACCUUACCCAGUCCAACGUCGCAAGCAAACUUGAUUCGUUCGGUUUACGAACGACAUGGUAUUUCGAUGAGAGACACCUCUUAUUUCGAAGCCCAUGGAACUGGAACUCCAGCCGGGGAUCCCACUGAGCUAUCCGCUAUUGGAAUGACCUUGGGCCAGGCACGAACACCGACAGAUGAGCCGGUAUACGUGGGCUCUGUGAAAACAAAUUUGGGUCACACCGAAGGAGCCGCGGGAGUGGCUAGCUUGAUCAAAGUUGUUCUGUGUUUGGAAAAGGGUAUGUUGGUGCCAAAUGCUGGUUUCAAAAAUAUCAACCCCAAAAUCCGGCUCGAUGAUUGGCGUCUGCGCCUAAGCGACAAAACGAUUGCCUGGCCAGACCAUCUACCACAGCGAGCUAGUAUCAACUCAUUUGGCUUCGGCGGAUCAAAUGCCCACAUAAUCCUUGAGAACCUUCCGGGGGAUGCUGAAGACCAAGAGCCAGCGCCUCAUGUGGUAGUUUUCUCUACUUUUGACCAAGCUGGCAUCGAACGCACGGGUCAAAAUUGGAGCACAUUUCUUCAAGAUCGGCAGAAGUCCAAGCAAGAUAUUUCAGUGAAAGAUCUAGCGCACACAAUGCUGACUCGCCGCUCGCAGUUGGGUUUUCGUAGCUUCGCAGUUGCCAAUUCACAAGAGCAGCUGCAAAGCACCUUGGACAAGGGACUGCCCGGGUUUUCUCGCGCUACUCGCAACGCUCAAACGAGGCUUGCUUUCAUUUUUACCGGCCAGGGUGGUCAAUGGGCUGGAAUGGGUCGAGAACUUUUGAGGAUUCCAACUUUCAAGAAGAGCAUGGCGCGGUCGCAAGACAUUCUCUCCGCCCUGGGAUGUUCGUUCGAUAUUGUCGAGGAAAUUAAAGCAGAGGCACAUGAGAGUCAAAUCAAUCGGCCUGAUCGCAGUCAGCCGAUUACUUGUGCGCUGCAAAUUGCACUGGUUGAUCUUUUGGCCAGCUGGUCUGUUUAUCCCAACGCAGUUGUUGGCCACUCCAGUGGUGAAAUCGGCGCUAGCUAUGCUGCUGGGUAUCUUUCCCACGAAGAUGCCAUGCGAGUCGCAUGGUUCCGCGGGUUCUUUUCACAACAAAUCGCCGAGAGUGAUAAACGAGGAGGUAUGCUUGCGACGGGAAUAUCCGCGACGGAUGCACAGAAGUAUCUCGAUGAGCUGCCUCCACGUUCAGUUGUUGUUGCGUGCGUCAACAGUCCUGCCAGCACAACUCUUUCUGGUGAUGUGGACUUCAUCAAUCAGCUUGAGACAAGAUUACAGCAAGAUGGUCAUUUUGCUCGGAAGUUGCGCAUUGAUACAGCCUAUCAUUCGCCUCAUAUGGAAGACUUGGUCGAAGUGGUAGGCAGUGCUAUCAGUUGUAUCAAGCCCGAAGAUCGAUACAGUGGGUCUAUUCCUAUGCUUUCAUCUGUCACGAAAGAGCGUGUAUCUCCUGAGGAGGUGGGUGGACCAUACUGGGUGCGCAACAUGGUCAGCACAGUCGAAUUCACUGCUGCAGUUUCGCAGCUCGCAAAAUUGAGCGAAUCUAUCAAGGCCCGCCGACGGCCGGUUCCAAUCAAAUGGACUGCAUUGGUCGAGAUCGGCCCGCACUCCGUUUUGAAGGGACCUGUCACUCAAAUUUUGAAAUCUGUCAACGCCAACAUGGCAUCAUUGCCUUACUACUCAUUAGUUUCGCGAAACCAGCACGCUUUACGAACAUCGUUGGAAGUCGCCGGUUCCCUUUGGAGUACUGGCCACACAGUGGACCUUGCUGCGGUUAACAGUAGCGUCGAUACCACAAGGCCAAUGCUGGUUACUGACUUGCCUUCUUAUCCCUGGAACCACCAAACAUCAUUCUGGCACGAGCCGUUGGAGACAGCACAAUUGAGACAGCGCAAGCAUCCGCGCCAUGAUAUCUUGGGGGCUUCUCUUGACUAUCAAAAUGCGCUGGAGCCACGAUGGAGAAACUUCUUGCGGCUCUCGGAAAACCCAUGGAUGGCAGACCACAUUGUGGCCGGAUCGGUUGUCUUCCCUGCUGCGGGCAUGUUGGUUAUGGCCACCGAGGCUGCGCGACAACUAGCUGAUGAUCAGGCGAAUAUCAAGGGAAUUGAGUUUCAAGAUCUUCAUUUCACACGGGGAGUGGUUAUCCCGGAGGAAGAACGAGGUUUGGAGACGCUUCUCCAGGUCUCGCCUCACCCAGGAAUGCCGGGUUGGUAUCAAUUUGGAAUUUUCUCGCUUCCAUCUGGGGGUGCCUGGAUUCAACAUGCAAAGGGUGCAUUCACGACGAGAUAUGAGGAUCGCAACGAUGACGAGCAAAAUGCAAACUGGAAAGCAGCAUUAGAGCGUAUCAAGAAUACGCAAACCAUCGCGAAGAUGGCUGAUGUUAGACAAGCACGUGAAUGGUUGUCUCACACGGGAGGACUCACCGUGGGACCGGCCUUCCAGACAAUCACCGGGGUGUCCUUUUGUGAGUCGGAGCCUCGUCUCUGGCUAUCUGGCGUGGUCACAGAUACAAAGCAAUCGAUGCCGAACGAAAAGGAGACACCUAGUUUUAUUCAUCCCACAACUCUUGAUUGCCUCUUCCAGUCCGCCCUCCUGUCAUGCUCUGAGGCAUUAUCAAGCAACAACGCCAAUAUUCCUGUUGGGGUAGACAACAUCUAUAUCUCCAAUGGGUUCCAGCCUCAGCCAGGUGAACAAUUUGUUGUCCAUACCGAAACGAAAUGGCGGGAUGGCAAGUCGCAAUCCCAGUGUAUCGCAUCGGAUCCCUCCUGGUCACAGCCCUGGAUCACGUUUGAAGGCGUUCACCUUGGUCGCCUUCCCUUCAACCCCAACUCACAAAAGGAAGAUCAAGUAUCCUCCAAGAGUCGGUAUUCAUCUAUUGUUUGGGAAGAACAUUUGGAGUCUGCACUUGUCACUAGAGAUAUUUACGAAGGAGAAAAGAAGAUGGCUGUGCAAGCCAGUAGUCUGCAGCUGACAGACUGGAUCAAGCGACUCUGCCAUACCCACGGUGAUGCCAGGUCAUUGAUUAUCACUUCCGACACAUCAAAAUCGUGGAUUCAGAAUCUUCAAGACUUGAUUCCAAGAGCCGGAAAGCGCCCUUUUCUCGGAAAGGUUACCAUCGCUCCAUGUGGAGGCGCCGAUGAACCGCCCGCGGAAACCCUCCCAGGCACUCGCAUUUUACCUCUCACUACCCUCCAUGACCUUCCAUCUUCGUCACUUGCUGAGGAUAUAUAUGAUCUGGUGGUUAUUGAUGAUUCUCAUUUGUGGGAUGACAAAACCACUCAAGCCGUUAUAUCUUUCCUUCCCACUAUUCUUGAACGUGGAGGCCUGGCAGCAAUGCGCAUGUCAGAGUUGACGCCAAUAGUGGAGAGGUUGCAGGCCUUUGACGGGCUUGAAGUUUGCAGUACGACUGGAGACCAGAACUACAUCAUCGUGCGUAGAACCCCAGCAUCGUGGACAACAGACACCGAAAUCUACGUUCUGAACCCAGCCGAUACGUCGAACUCAUCCCCCGUUUUUGAUCAUCUUGAAAAGAUAUUCGCGACUCACAACGUUCGCCUAGUUCCUGUGGAAUUGGAGCAAGUAUCUACACUCGCAGGGAAGACUGUGAUCUCGUUGCUGGACCUGGCAAAUCCCUGGGUAAUCGGCUUGACAGAUGAGGAUCUCAAACGUCUCCGAGAGAUAAUCCAAGCCCAAUAUGUUCUUUGUGUUUCACCCUCCUGGGAUCAAGGUUCUGUAGAGAACAUAGGAUCUGGUGCCGUGGGUGGCCUCUUGCGAACACUUCGCAAUGAGCAAUGGAACACUGUCAUUCCACAUUUGCUAGUGGACAUGGAAGAUCUGCAAGAAGACAAAUUCGGUUUGGCCUGUGGCAUUCUGCAGGUGAUGCAGCUCACCACACAGGAGAACUCUCGCAGGCCAGAUAUGGAAUAUCGUCUGGCGAACGGCCGAUUGUUGAUUCCACGGGUCCUUGAAGCCCCAGCAGUAGAGGAGUCCAUGCAAUCUCUGGUGAAUGGCCCCAGGCCAGUGUUGUCAGAGCUAGCCCUUGAUCCAAGGCCCCUUGAGUUGAAGUUUGAGGAUUCGCAAAAUACUCGCUGGGAGGAGCAACGAAUCUUGGAGGAGAAACUUCUGCCAGACCACACUGAAAUCAAAGUUGAAAUGGCCACUGUAUUUGACAUGCAUGAAGACCAGGGAAAGUCGCCAGAUACAGCUCUUCCAAUGUUUGAGGUUGUCGGAAAAGUCACUCGCAUUGGAUCUCGCGUGCAGGAUUCGGCUGUUGGCGACACAGUACUGGCCUUGGCAUCGGCGGACUCGGGACUCGCCACAACUAUGCGGGUCUUGGAGGGCAACACUAUCAGAAUUCCUGCAAACACUGACCCAACAAAGGCUAUAUCGACCCCCCUGGCGUACAUCAAUGCAUACCAAAUUCUCACCCAAGUCGGUCGCCUCAGCUCGAGCUCCUCGGUUCUUUUGGUCGGCCCAAUCAGCCAUACACUUCAGGCCAUGGUCGAGUAUGCCAUUGCCAUGGGCAUGCAAGUCAUUGUGGCCACCGAUACACAGGAAUCCACCAAGAAGCUUCGCUCACAGUACCCAUUUUUGGCGGAGCGAAUUUUAGGCAUUCACGGUAGCCUAGAAACGAGCGUGUCAAGGCUGACGAACGGAUGUGGAAUUGACGCCAGCAUCUGCUUCCUUGGUGGAUAUGUUGGCCGAAAUGCUGCAAAGUGUCUGGUCCAAGGUGGUCAAUACAUCAAUCUGUCCAGCGAUAUGAAGCUGAGCGCUCUCCCGGAGAGCUUUAUCGACAGUGGCUGCACAUUCUCUUCUCCACGCCUACAAAAAUCAUUCUCUGAAAAUCCCGGUAGUCUGCAUGCUUCACUGCGGUAUGUGAUAAACUUCAUGAAGCAACAUCGGAUGCUCGACCGGGUGAAAUCUUAUUCCAUUUUCCCUAUUUCCGACCUCCAGGGAGCGUUGACACAUUGCAAGCAGACCAACACACGAGCUAUUGUGGACCUUCAAGCUCCAGGAAAGGUUCCCAUUGUACUCCCACUGCCAGAACUUACCAGCUUGCCAGCAGAACAUACGUAUAUCCUCGCUGGUGGAUUGGGAAAUCUAGGCCUUGCCCUUGCCGGUACCUUGGUGCAAUCUGGGGCCCGCCAUUUGGUGUUCCUUGGGCGUUCUGGGGGAGCUCAACCCAGCCAACAACUAGCCCUCGACCUCCUUCGGAAUUACGGUUGCCACAUAGAUAUACUGCGUUGCGAUAUCUCUCAGAUGGGAGACAUUGAUCACCUUCGACAUAAAAUUCGCAGCAAAAACUGGCUUGUUGCAGGUGUGAUCCAGUGCACAACCGUUCUUAAGGACGCAAUGUUUGAAAACAUGACCUUUGAGGAUUGGACCCAGUCCACACAAUCAAAGAUUCGUGGAACACUGAACUUGCACCAUCUGUUCUCAGAGAAGGGUGAUUUAACCUUCUUCGUGGCACUCUCCUCUGUGGCAAGUGUCAUUGGAAAUAUGGGCCAGGCCAACUAUUCUGCUGGCAAUGGUUUCAUCGAUGCUCUCAUGGAAUGGCGACGUAGCCAUGGUCUUCCUGGACAUUCUAUAAACAUCGGUCUCGUUCCAGAUGCCAGUGGACUCAGUGACAUCGCCGAAGAUCAGGAGCAACGCCGUCGCCGAUACAAGCAUCUUGAGGGCACAGAAAUUAUGACCCAUGAGUUACAGACCUUACUUCGGGUGAUUAUCAACAGCAAAUUGCCCCUUCCAUCUCAGAUUAUCGCCGGCAUGACCGACUCUCUAUCUCGCAGCAAUGGUUCCACGGCGUGGGUGCUAGAUCGAAAAUUCGAUCACCGAUUGUGUCUCGCUGUCGAGGGUAACGGUGACUCCAAGGUUCAGACCAGCACUUUGCUCAAAGAGUCCGACUCCAUUGAUACCGCCUCUCAGAUUGUUCUUGACAUCCUGAGCGAAUAUUUAGCAGAUGCGAUGGCUACCACCGCCGAUGCUAUAGACUCGGAUUUACCUUUGUCUGCCUUGGGUGUUGAUUCUCUCAAAGCUACAGCCGUCCAAAAUUGGGUUUCUCGUGAACUGGGGGCGGAACUAUCCUCUUUCGAAUUCCUCGGUUCGCAACCAACCAAGACAUUGGCCAAGAAGAUUGCUUCUGCUAGUUCAUUUGUCUCGGUGCCGAGCUGA